Messenger RNA from Ochlerotatus camptorhynchus, 9145 nucleotides. RefSeq names its product plum (gene plum). The record is from RefSeq and is a predicted model, not a curated record. Gene Ontology annotation, molecular function: protein binding. Gene Ontology annotation, biological process: cell-cell adhesion. Lineage: Eukaryota; Metazoa; Arthropoda; Insecta; Diptera; Culicidae. The coding region runs from base 1364 to 6088 and encodes 1574 amino acids. The transcript has 9 exons.
UCUGAUGGGUACAACUAUCUACGUAAAUGGUGCGGCGUUACUUUACCUGUUUUAAGCGGCGCCGUGUUUAUUCGCAUGAGAGCAUCGAUGCUACCACACCAAGACAUGGUCAUGCCGCGGUUAUUCGCGAGAACUAACACACCGCAAAACCCGAUCUUCAGUUUUCGGUCGGUCGCCUUAGUGUUGAGACGUAAUUUACGCAUUUAUGAAUGGUACCUACUGGAGUACUCCCGGGAUAAAUAACAUAAUGGAUGGAUACAAAAAAGGAGAGAAAAGAACUAUUAAAUUCUAUCACAAAAUAGUUUUUUGUAUAAAAGUUUAGUUGCAGCAUUCCGGGAUAUAGUGAACGCGAAGAAAUCCAAAAUAAUAGUAUCGCAAUAGCGGUGUGUAAACAUAAAAUCGAUAUUUUCGGAUCCCUUAGCGGAUUGCUGGGAAGUGUGCAAAUUAAGGCGAAGAGAGGAGCCAGAAAGGAUUGGAUAUGGAUUUUUGCGUGCAAAUCUAGAUGGUGGUUUGAUACCAUUGUAUUGGUCUCUGGAAUAUACCUUUCGGAAUCGAGAAACUAAUAAAAGAAAAAAAGGAAUUUCAUAACAUAGAUGCGCGCAUCUUCCACUCUAGGAGAAGCUGUGGAAGUUGUGUAGUUGUUGGAUGACGAUAAUACACAUUUAGUAGCGCUUUGGAAAAGAAGCAGAACAAACAUCGCAGUGUAUCGUACAAGUGUUUGAAAUUUAAAUUGAUAGAAAUAGUCUGCAGAAGUGGUCUAAUUUGUAUUGUAUGUAUAUAAAUAAAUAUAGCAAGCGAAGUUGAGAUAAGCAACUAGCAAGCAAAAAUUGUAUUUAGUGUUUGUGUAGAGCAUACCGGGUGUUUGCGUUUACCUUUUCGCCUGGCAUGAUGUUGUAUAAAGAAGAAAUCAUUUUCACGGAGUAAAUAUUCUGAGCUGCUAGCAUUGGGAUAAAACGAAGAAAAGCAACAGCACUAGCAGUGAUGAAAUGAUUCAUAUGUAAGAAGAAACAAGCAGGGAAAAAGUUUUCGUGUGUUUCGAAGAAUCGCUAUUUAUGGUAUUCGUACAUGCAAGCACUUGUCGGGAAAUAAGUGAAUAAUAAUUAGAGAAGGAAGGAAUUCAAAUUAGGCAAUAUCACCUCCAGUGAGUGCAAAGUGUAAUCCAAGCAACAAUGAUGAUGAUAAUUAGCAAAACGAAUCGAAAAAAGUGAUUCUCUGCUUUCGCCUAGAUAAGUGAUAAAGAAGAAACAAAGAUCAAUAGUAGAAUACCAUCACUUUCUCUCCAAUGAGCCAAGCCUGUCGCGAACGCGGAAAACAUCGCCACCAAAUCUUCUGGUAGAGAAAUUCCAAAUGGUCAAACAUUUUUAUGGCGCUGUUAUUAUUUCGAUUCUGCCUUGUGUUUGCGAUAGGAUUACUCUUGCUGAAUGGAUUCGCAAUACUACCAGUGUCUGCAUUCGUUAACGAGGCUGGGCCCGACCGGCUACGGCUCACGGUGUCCCCGCCGGCACACGUGAUAAUAACAGCCACCAAGAACACUCCCGUCUACCUACCAUGUCACGCCGAAGCCGAUGUCGACUCAAACGAUUGGACCGAUUCGGACAUGGACGGGGAUCUGGAUAUGGACGAUGCCGAGUACGAAAACAACGCCAACGAAGAGGUGGACAUACUGAAUCCACCUCACAUUGAACGCCAAGGAUUAUACGAGGACACGCUUGAGCUCCAUCAUCUUGCCCAUGACAAUAUCAACACCAACGGCAAUGACAAUGAUCUGGAAGAAGAGGACGACGAAUACGAGGACGAACAGUCGAGCCGGUAUCGACGUUCGUCUUACGGCCGAGACGAGCUGAUCGAAUACGUAUGGUAUAGGAAUGGAUUGGAAUUUUUUAGUACGGCAUUUCAGAACCAGAACCACAAACAAACGCACAAGGGGUUUCGUCUGUUUCCGAACGGAACGCUGAAGAUACCAUACAAUCGCCAAAUGAGUAACAUCUCUGCCGGCGUGUAUCGAUGCAAGGCAAAUUUGACUCGCCAUGGGAGUGGCUCCAUACUGUCGACUGAAAGUGUUGUUACAAUAGCAUAUUUGGAACGAAACAAUUUACUAAUUUCCGAGAACAACACCAUAAUAGCUAAUACCCAAAGGCCAUUAGUGCUGCAUUGUCCCUUCGAUAGUCAUCCACCGGCGAACAUUACAUGGAUAGUUAAUAAGACUCAAAUAGUCAUUUAUAAUUAUGCAAACGGCCCUCAUGAGAACAGGUUUUAUCAGUUGCACAACGGAAGCUUGCUCAUCUCGGAUAUACGCCCGUCGGACGCUGGACGUUACCGUUGCAAUGCUUCAAAUAACUUUGCGGCGAAAAACCUUCGCAGCUACGGAUAUGUUGUAGCAGUUCAACCACCCAACCAAAAACCUCAAAGUCGAUUACUUCCAAGGAUGCAAACACAAAUCCUCAACGUUCGUAUCGGUGCCACCUUGAAACUAAACUGUGCUGGAGAAAACGGUCGUCCCCGGUGGACGUUUACUCCUCGUCAAAGUAAAAUACCGAUAAAUCUGGAUAAUUUUACGUAUCAGCUUCUCUUCACCAACGUUUCCGUCGACAAGCACGAAGGAAUCUACAAUUGCUCUCUCGGUGCUGAUUCUCAGUUGUACAAUGUUACGAUUCUGGUGCCACCAAUGUUCCUUAAUAAUAUGACCUCAUACACAUCCUCGGUUGUCGCUUCCAUGUCAUUCAAUUGUAGCGCUAGUGGAAAUCCUCCUCCCAAGAUUACGUGGUUCAAAAAUGGCCGCGAAAUCAAGAAUAGCUAUAUUGUCCAUUACAACUAUCCAAUUCUGCGGAUCAAUACAAUCGAUCCGGAAGAUGAAGGACUUUACCAAUGUAUUGCCAAAAACGAAGCAGGAGAAGCUAGCGUUUCGAUGUAUCUUUCGAUAAGAGACAAAGACCGGUAUCGGCGCUUAUCGCGGCGACCCGAAAGCAUCCAGUGUUUUCCAGUUGAUACCACCAGUUUGUACGUACGCUUCGAGCGUGGAUUGCAGCACGUUAACACGGACUAUGCCAUGUACUACCUCGCAUCGGGUAAUCCCUACAGCUGGUUCAGUUCCCCUCCGACGCAGUUGCUUACCAACAAUAGUCUCAAGAUCACCGGGCCCAUGGUAGUCCCAUUCCGAAACUAUACCGUUUAUCUGCGAACGUGCUCGGUGACCAGUGUUCCUGAUUCGGAGAACACGGGACCUGCUGGCAAGAAACAGGUCAUCCCAUCGAAGCUGUCUAAAGGUGUACAGUGUACUUCCCAGGGAGUACCCGUAUUGUCGAUAUUUGUCUCCAACGGAAUCUUCAUCUGGUGGCCCCGGUUUACUGGUGUUGAACCAACUGCCUACACCAUCCAGCUCAAACACAACGGCUCAUCUGGUCUACCCUUCGACGCUCAUCAAAUCAAUGGAACCGUUCAGAUCCUGGACGACUACAUAACCCAUGAAGAAGUCGAACCUCUCUUGGAAAGCAUCAAUGUCAGCGUAAAGGAAAUCCGUGAAAAUGUACUCGAAGACACGACUGGGAAAAAACGACGCAAACGUCGCCGACGAGCUUUCGACAUGGGACGGAAUCGGAAACAGAUCUUUGAUUCGCUCACCGGCACACCGUUGGAUUUGGAAACGGCUGCCGGUAAUGUUGGGGUAACAGGUCAGGACAAGCACGACAUAAAGUAUCACCAGGUAUUGAUCACGCAAAUCAAGGUUCCCGGCAAUGUUACCGGAAUAUUCAUUCCGAACACCAAAAAUCUCAAUGUGAGUAUACUGGGAUCCGUUGCACCCGACGGAGAACCUAUGCUGCAGGAUCUUCACUACAUUCAAUGGAAAACAAUUGAUUCAUCCAUUCGUCGUCCUGAUGCGGUAAAUCGCUUCCAAACCAAUCACGUGGAUGCACGCAGUGUUCAAUUCACCUGGAGCCGGUUCAUUGCAACCGAUCUCAUGAACAAGUGUCUGACGUUGUGCUAUAAAAAUGUCAACCAUGACGUUUUCAUCAGGGGUGGCUCUAACCGAAUUAAUUGUGUGAACAUACCAAAAGACGCAACACACUACAAUUUAGUGGGUUUACUACCUUUUACAUUAUACAAAACCUUCCUGAAGCCAUGCCAUUCAAAGGAACCAAUCAGUGAUGUGCUGGACUUUCAAACAAAGCAGGAUGUUCCUGGGCCAGUCACUGAUCACGCGUUGACGCGAAAGGAUGGAAUAACGCUCACGUGGGGACCACCGGAAAAUAGGAAUGGCAUGCUCCAGGGAUAUCUAAUUCAGUGGAUCGACAAAGAUAACGUAAACCACUCCGCGAACCUCACUAUUGACGCAAAUCAAUUUCUAUUUCCGAAUGUUUCGACGGAUGAUAAAAUUAAUAUCUCCAUCAUGGCGAUUGGCAGCACUGGAAUCGGCAUUCCGAUCUAUGUGAAUCUACUAAGUCACGUGGAAGUUCCGUUAGAGCCCGAACCUGAAGUGUACAUUCCUUGGGUUGAGAUAGGGAUCGGUUCAUUCACGGUCAUAUGUCUUCUAAUUUUUUGUUGUUUGCUGGCAAUACAUAGAAAAAACUGCAAGAAACCACCUCGAAAUCAAGCCACGACCGUUACAACGGCGGCAUUGCAGAUGCAUUCCGUAAACUGCAAUGCCGACAUUCACGAGAUGCAAACUCUUAUCGGAACAUCAGAGCAACUACCAGUAUUAAUACCAAAUGGAAAAUACAAACAACCUCAACCUCAGAUACCCGUCAAUCAUCAGCAAUCUGUAAACACAUUUGGAAGUGUUCGGAUCCCUCAUGCCAACUCGAAUCCUUCCAAUAACCCUGAAACUCAAAAUGGCAAAUCUCACCUCCUAUCCUCGAACAAAAACGGACUUUUACAACAGACAACCAUUUCUUUCUCAACCAACACCAGUUUACUUCCACUCCAACAACCAGCAGUAUCCUCACACGUUUUAGGUAGCAAUAUAAGUAUACCGUUGAACUCUCUUUUAAAAGCUAGCGAAGUUCCCGACAUGGAACCAGAAUCGAUACCUAACGCCACUAGUAGUAAUAGUAUUUAUCGUAGUACCAAUAGUAGCUAUCACAAUAACGACGGGCACUGUGAGCCAGGUGCUCCAACAGGAGGCUAUAACAUGAGCGGCAGAUGCACACACAUGACUAUGAGUACGGGUGAACCAAAUCAACUGCAACCGAAACAUUCCUAUAGAACAACCACAGCUACUGAUACGACUUCUACUGCACCUACCAUAAUGGCAAUAAGCACUACCACCGCGGAACACGUGCCAAGUUCUGCAGCUACCUCGACGUCGCUCUCGUCUGCCUCGAACUUUUCGACCACAUCGGCCGGUUCGAAUGGCUCGACAAUGUCCUCCUGUUCAGUUCAAUCUCAACAACAACAACAACUGCCGCAGCAGCAGCUACAACAACAUCGCACCGCAAAAUACUGCACCAGCAGCAAUGGCAGCCACGAUCCGGUCAGCCACGGUGCCGAUGCUGCAGCGGUACGGAUUAUAGAUAAUCCACAGUAUUCGAAGAACAAAACAACGCCAGGAGGAUACCACUCUCCAACAGCCGUACUGAACACUUCGCUAUUCGACAGUAGCCAACGUAGAUUAUUAGAUUUAACAAUAGAUAGUAAUAGUAUAGAACCGUACGACGAUGAUGUAACUAACUGUGAUCAAAACGACGAUGCUAACCAAUUGAAUACCUCUACCAACAACCCCCUGAGUGCCGAACAGCACCAACAGCAACAGCUGUCGGUGCGGAUGCGGUUAGCUCCGGCGUCCAGAAGCUAUCCGGACGAGGAAUGCAACAACAACGAGCAGCAGAGAGCCGGCGAUGUGCUGACUAGCUUCCACAGUGACUGCAUUCGGCUGCAACCACAUCGACAGCAAUUGCUCAAUUCAACCGGUCCAUGCAACCACAACGAAUGCGACAUCGUCGAUCCCGAUGACGACGACGAUGAGCACCACCUGGAAGACUUGGACAAUUCUUCGUCGCUGCUGAACGAAAGCAGUAUCAGCACAAAGCCACUGCAUCAACAGCAUACCUCCAGCUGGAAUUUCCGGCGACCCAUAGUCGGACCGAACGGUUAGUUACACCAUCACAGCAGUCGUCGGCAAGAUCAUCAUCAUUCAUCACCACCACCAUCCGAUCGACAGUUUCGAACAUGUGAUCGCCAAUAUCGCAACAAAGUAAGAUGACCCAUAUGCAUGCACUAAUUAUCUAUUCUCAAUCAUACUUUGGCUACAAGGAAUUUAUACGCAAAACAGAGUUGUUUCGGACGCUAUUGAAAGAUGUUUUUAUUUUUUUUAAACUAAAUUAAGAAAUAGUAAGAUUUAGUCGACGGCAAACAGAAUAUUGAUCGAACAAGAGGCUUCUUUUACUAUUGACGUUUGGGGAUAUGUUUAAGGUUAAUAUUUGGUGGAGUCUAUAUCGAAAAUCUACACCAUAUCUUCGCAGCAUACAGUUCUCAGUUUCAAAAUUCCAAAUUUGCUGCUUUUGCUUCACCAAAAUCAGUCAUCUUUCACGAUCAUAAAGGGAGCAAAGUUUGCUGAAACGGGCCGUGUUACAUUUUUUCCCGAAUUCCACACGUUUACCUUGCAAAAUCUACAUUGCUUGUUUGCUCACAGUGAUCUUAAACAAAUUUCACCUAAAAAGCAUUUAUGUUAACUAUAUUUUGAAAUAAAUUAGGACCUCAGCAGCCCGAACCCAAGAACGGUGCGUAGUUGGUGCCGACCGUUUGUUUCAGCAAAAGUUGCUCCUAACGUAAACUCAACGUACCUAAAUGCAAUAGAGGUUAAUUUAUAAGUUAAAAGUUGUUGUGAAUAAAAAGCACUUUAUGUUGAUUGCAUUGCUACACACUGCAGCACUUCGAAUCAUAUGGGAAGUGUGGUUCCAUCCGCUAUGUGCGAUGGCCAAUGAAAGCCGUAAACCCAAAAUGCAUUGCAAACGUUAAUGAAACUAUAAUGAAAACAUUAUAAACUAUAUAUACUAUAUACUGCAGACGUAUUAAUUUAUAGAGCAAAACAAACAAAACCUUUAAGAAAAAGUAAGAAGCAUAAGAUAUAUUACAAUCUGGUACCUGAAACGAACAGUAGGAAGUAAGUUGACCUAUUAAAACUAUAGUACUAAUAAGCAGAUGAAAAUGGGUAAAACUAAUGACAAAAAAAAAACAAAAACAAAAAAAGCAGGCAAUUACUAUACCAGAUAACGCAUAACGAGAAGUUUAUUGUACUUUUUAUUUGCUAUUUGGGUAGUUUCACCUCAAAAUUUAAUUUCAAAACUAAGAAAAUAGUGCUAAAUUAUAGUUUCUAGUUGGAAACCUCUUUUUUGAUACAUUUAACAAAAAGAAACAAUCGAAUCAUUAGCGAGCGAAAAUCUGUAAUUUCAAGCGAUACGUAUUUUGGACAAGGAUAUUGAUACCAGCUAAAUCGAAAAUAUUUUGAGUAUUAGCUUAAGUCUCAUUAAAUUUGAUAGCGUGAAAAGAAAAGAGUCGGAAUCUAAUUUCGAAAAGCUAUCUUAAACACUUAACAAAAAGAAGAAGAAGAAAAACAAACGAGAAAUUGUGAUUGACAUUGUUAAGCAAAACAUGUUUGAGUUGCAUUGAAGAAAACAAAACAGUUGUAAUGAAACGUCAAUGGCAAACAUAGCAAGAUAUAUGUAUGUGUGUGUAUCGUCAUCGUCAUGUUGAGGUGAAUAGAUUUAUAAAACGACUUACUUUCGCUUUGAAACGAUACGACAGCUUGGGUUGAACUUUUUUCCCGGUCCCAGCGAUUUAGAAUCGAUAGUAAACAAACAACAUACAAUUAUUGGCAAUUCGAAGGACAUGUGAUUUGGCAACCGCGCGAUACGAAAAAAAACGAGUAACAAAUGGAACAGGGCUAGGAUCAAAAACUGAACAGGAAGAAAAAACAAUGGCAAAGAAACGUAUAUAACGUGCCUUGCUUGUACAAAUCGACAGAAAAAAAAACUAUAAAUGUAAAAAAACAUAAAUUAAUUUAAAGAAAAACACACAUACACACACAAACGAAAACGAACGCCACUUCUGCCAAUGGUGAUGCUAUUGAGAUGUUUUGUCUUUGCUUUGUUUUACCAUUCAUUAGGUUCAGUUUGUUUUCUUGUUAUGGAAUGAAUUGGGAACACAGUGUUGUACAAUCGCUUUAAAUAUGAUUAGUUUCUGUACGUUAUAACUCAACCUAGUUCCGUUGAUCAACUCGAAAUCGUUUUUAAACUAAGACAAUAGUGCCAUCCAUAGAAUCAGCCGGAAAUGACAACAUUUUGAAUGCUACUAAUACAUACACAUAAACACGUGCAAUAUAAUUAAUAAGCAAAAUAGGUUAUAUUUCAAAAUUGACACAGACUUGCAUUUUCAACGACAGUUUGACCGGAACUCGCUCAAGCAUCUCUUCGAGAUUCUCAUGUAUUUUAGACGGCGUUUCCUGGUUGUCUGAGACCAUUCUGAAUACUUUUUUAUUUUAUUGAUUGAUUGCUAUGUCACUGACAAGUUUACUGCUGCGCAUAGCAAGUCCGUUUCAUACGAAUAUAAAAUUUUCUCUAGAAAAUCAGGAAUACGUUUGAUCAAAGUAUGCUAAUAAAAUUAAAACGCAUUUUAACGGCUUGCUCUGUGUUAGAUGCAUACAUUAUUCCUAAUUUUUCCAUAAUUCACCUGCAUUUUUGCAUACGCUGGUAUUAUUCAAUAAAUAGGAUUACCGGCAGCCUCAAUUCUCAACUGAUCAGCAAUCGCGGAGUAGCAACUACGAGCGAUUAAUCAAGCUCAAGCACAAACGAGCAUAAAGUUGUGUUCUUUGAGAGGGAUCGUCAGAUACGGAGUAGUGCACCUUAUUAUUUUCUUACAACAACUUUCAUAAAACUGCAGCAAGCUACAGCAAAAGCAAAUAAGCAAGUACGGUACAGAUUAUUGGAUCAAUGUGGUGGAAGUAUUGUGAUCGUGCGAUAAUUCAAUCUAAAGAAAUCAUACUUGGUGGUAAUUCAUCAAUGCGUUCCUAAUUCAAGCUGAACAUUGCAUUAGGUCCUAAGCAGGCAUGGAAAAUCAUUUGCAUUAAUUUCGUGCAUUCAUUUACAUUCAUUUGCCCCUAACUUUUUUCAUCAACAGAAUUCCGCAAAAUGAUGUAUGGAGCUUUUGUAGGUUU